Messenger RNA from Eremothecium sinecaudum, 720 nucleotides. It is a transcript of the gene MRPL11, whose product is annotated as mitochondrial 54S ribosomal protein uL10m. Gene Ontology annotation, cellular component: mitochondrial large ribosomal subunit. The transcript has a single exon. Lineage: Eukaryota; Fungi; Ascomycota; Saccharomycetes; Saccharomycetales; Saccharomycetaceae. Gene Ontology annotation, molecular function: structural constituent of ribosome. The record is from RefSeq and is a predicted model, not a curated record. Gene Ontology annotation, biological process: translation. The coding region runs from base 1 to 720 and encodes 239 amino acids.
AUGCUUCAAUAUCUGUUUCCAUCCGUAAAACAGGGCUUGGGUUCGCCGUUCCAGCUGAUGGCCCGCUGGGGGCCUAUGAGAUUGUACUCUUCGGCAGUUAGAGAUACAGUAAAACCUGUCGACUCCAGAAAGACAUACCUGAUUGAUAGAUAUAAACACUUAAUGGAAUCUAAUCAGAUAGUGCUAUUUGCACACCGCAACAAUUUAAUGAAACAAGAAUCGUUCGAAUUGAGAAACCUAGUAAGCGAGUUAGACGGCCAGGUAACUGUACUAAGAAAUAAUCUAUUCCAGGUAUACCUAAGGAACAGUCACCGUCCCGAUCCUGCAGCCAAGGUGCGUAAGGGAGAACAAAACUGGAAACAUCCCCUAUUACCACUGUUCCGUGGACCUACUGCAGCAAUUUCUUUUAAAGAGGCAAACCCACAGAACAUCGCUAAGUUAUUGAAAGCUCUUGAGAGAUCAAAAGAUAAAUUAUUUAUUGUGGGUGCCAAAGUGGAAACGGAAACUUUUGAUGUUGCCAAAUUAAAUGAGUUUAAAACUCUACCUACUAAGCCUGAGUUACAAUCUCAACUGGUUGGUUUGUUGAACAUCAUGGGCGCUGCAGGCUUGGUUAGAACGCUUGAAUCGGCUUCAAAAACUCUAUACUUGACCUUAAAAUCUCAUGAGGACAACAUUAAUCCAGAAAAGAAAAUUGAGGAAGAGACACCUAAGGAUGCUUAA